Molecule: messenger RNA, 2544 nt
Organism: Cucurbitaria berberidis CBS 394.84
Lineage: Eukaryota; Fungi; Ascomycota; Dothideomycetes; Pleosporales; Cucurbitariaceae
Exons: 8
Coding region: 1-2544 (847 amino acids)
Biological process (GO): chromatin organization
Cellular component (GO): histone deacetylase complex
Molecular function (GO): histone deacetylase activity
Source: RefSeq, a predicted model, not a curated record
AUGGCAGAUGAGGACUAUCCCAUGGAGGAGGAUACUGUAAUGGCCUCAACAGAGACAAAUGGAGAUUCCGUCACAGAUACCGUUGCUCCUUCCGAGAUUUUCGGCAAUUUCAGGAGCCAUCCACUUCCGAAAAAUGAGCAGUUGCCAUUUCACAGUCCGUCGAAAUAUUUAUUACAAGCAAGUACCCAGCGGAGCCAUCCAGGUUCACAUCGAACAACAAAGUCACCAAGUGGCUGGUCCGACAGAAUGAACCUAACGCGGCCAGCGCCGGCGCGUCGCUCAAGCCCGCAGGUACGCAUCCCCCCAAAACCGAGGCAUUCUGUCCUACCAUAUGCGACAUCAAGAACAGGUCUAGUCUACGACCCACGCAUGCGGUUCCAUGCCGAGCUCCCUGAUAUGAGUAUCAACGCAGACGACAUACAUCCAGAGGACCCGCGCCGCAUUCAUUCCAUCUUCGAAGAAAUACAGCAAGCCGGCCUCGUAGGGACUAGCACAUCCGAAGAAGAUACGAAAGAAGCCCAUUGCUGGCGGAUCGGCAUACGCCCUGCUACAAGACCAGAGAUUCUGCUCAUACAUACAGAAGAGCACUACACCUUCGUAGAAUCAUUGCAAAGGAUGCCCCCCGAGCAACUAAAGGAGGAAGCUGACCGGCUAGACUCUAUUUACUUCAACCAUUCUACAUACGAUUGUGCCAAGCUUGCAGCGGGAGGUGCCAUCGAAGCUUGCAAAGCAGUCGUGGAAGGAGCCGUGCGGAAUGCUAUCGCCAUUAUUCGUCCUCCGGGACAUCAUGCUGAAAGCACACAGCCUUCUGGAUUUUGUAUCUUCAAUAACGUUCCCAUCGCCACCCGCGUAUGCCAGAACGCCUACCCAGAGACCUGCCGUAAAGUGUUGAUUCUCGAUUGGGACGUCCACCAUGGCAACGGCAUCCAACAUGCUUUCUACGACGAUCCAAACGUACUUUACAUCUCUCUGCACGUUUACAAAGAUGGAACUUUCUACCCAAAUCUGCCGGACGGCAAUCUCGACUACUGUGGAGAAGGCCCAGGUGAGGGCAGGAACGUGAACAUUCCAUGGGCGGAACAUGGCAUGGGCGAUGCCGAGUACCUAUACGCAUUCCAGGAGAUUGUUAUGCCUAUAGCGACUGAAUUCGAUCCGGACCUGGUGAUCAUCUCCGCUGGCUUCGACGCAGCUGAAGGAGACCUCCUGGGCGGCUGUUUCGUCACUCCUGCAUGCUACGGGCAUAUGACCCACAUGCUCAUGCGUCUAGCGAAGGGAAAGCUCGUAGUGUGCCUCGAAGGCGGUUACAAUCUACGGUCGAUCGCACGUUCGGCGUUGGCAGUCACUAGAGUGCUCAUGCUCGAGCCUCCAGAUCGUCUGCGCGAGGAUCUACCGGCUCCCCGAGACAGUGCAGUUGAAACCAUGGAACAAGUGAAGCGUCAACACUCAAAGUACUGGAAAUGCUUAUAUCCGAAACAUCUCGACAAAACGGACCCUGGUUAUAAAGAUACGUAUCGGUUGCACGAAAUCAUCCGAGAAUGGCAGAGUCAACGCUUGUCACAAGAACAUGCGAUGACACCUCUACCUCUUCAGAUCAACAAGGCAAACCUAGCGCAGACAUUUGAACACAACGUUAUUGCCACACCGAACUUCACCGAGCGACAUCCUCUCCUCGUUAUAUUCCAUGACCCACCGGGUUUCCAGGACCAUGCAGACCCCGUGACUGGCAGGCGAGAACUACAUAACACUUGGCUUACUGAUGUCACCAAGAGGUACAUUGAUUGGGCUAUAAGCAAUGAUUUUCAAGUCAUUGACGUUAAUAUUCCGAAAAUUGUUGCUGUUGAAGAUGUGGGCAUCGGAUAUUUGAGAUCUGACGACUCUGCUGCUCGAGCACAACAGACGCGCGAUUUAGCCGGGUAUCUCUGGGACAAUUACAUUGAACCACAUGAUGCAACACAAGUCUUCUUUAUGGGCAUCGGAGACGCGUAUCUGGGACUUGUAGACCUCCUGAGCCAUAACGACCAUACCACGGAACUGGAUAGCCCGGUGGAAUGUCUGAUCGGCUUUGUUGCAGACACAACCAUUCAGGCAAUAAGGAGAGCGACAGGCGAUACUAUAGCAAACUGGUAUCAUGCUCAUUCAAACAUCUUCGUGAAGAACAGCCACUUCGUCUGGGACCCAAAGCGGCAACGAAAACUACGUAGGAAGCUCGGCAACCUCGUGAAAUCACCGAAAGAUUCACUAGAUGACAUGCUCGAGGAACAUCUGGAAGAAGUGCAGAACUUGCUACUAACGAAGAAGAGCGAGUUUGAAAAGGAGAAUAGUCUUUCAAGCCAGACUGACGAUGCACAGCAGUCGGCGGUGGGCGGCUUUCGCAGCCCUCCUCUACCAGGCGGUUCGCAUACCCCAAAGUUUCCAGAGCCCGGCUUACGCCAUGAAAGUAUGCCGCAUCCGGUACGGAGCCCUAAACUGCCGCCGCUGGGUUUGUUUAGUGUGUCUACGAUGAGCCCGAUGAGUCCUAGAAGUCCGAUGAAAAGAACAUUUUAG